UCAGCACAGUGCGCCCUCUGCUACCCUUCUCCAUGUAUUUGUAUAUGUGUGAUGUGGAAAGCGGAUCGGAACGUGUGUGACAAGAAGCACGUUUAGACUAAAUUCGCGGGGCGUACACGGAGCCCGUUGCGGAAUCGCUCGCCAAGAUGGUACUCAUCGCCGCCGCGGUAUGCACCAAGGCCGGGAAAACCAUAAUCUCUCGACAGUUUGUCGAAAUGACGAAGGCGAGAAUAGAAGGCCUACUCGCUGCGUUCCCAAAACUGAUGAGCUCGGGUAAACAGCAUACAUUCGUGGAAACGGAAUCGGUUAGGUAUGUUUAUCAGCCUCUUGAGAAAGUGUACAUGCUGCUUAUCACAACUAAGGCCAGCAAUAUUUUGGAGGACUUGGAAACUUUGAGGCUCUUUGCGAAAGUGAUUCCAGAAUAUUGCAACUCAAUGGAUGAGCUUGAAAUAGCAGAAAAUGCGUUCAAUUUGAUAUUUGCAUUUGAUGAGAUAGUUGCAUUAGGAUAUAGGGAGAAUGUCACUUUAGCACAAAUUAGAACCUUUGUGGAGAUGGAUUCGCAUGAGGAGAAGGUCUAUCAAGCAGUCCGAAUGACACAAGAGCGUGAAGCUAAGAAUAAAAUGCGUGAAAAAGCCAAGGAAUUGCAGAGGCAGAGGAUGAUGGAAGCUAACAAAAAAGGGGGAAUUAAAAGUCCUGGAUUUGGCGGAGGAUAUGGAAGUGGUAGCACCCCGGCUACUCCAGCUGUUGGUGAUACAGCUAACUUUGUGCCUGAACCGAUUAGACCUUACAAACCCAAACAGAAACCAGUAAACGCUGGACCAGGUGCAAUGAAAUUAGGUGGCAAGUCCCGCGACGUAGACUCAUUUGUUGAUCAAUUAAAGGAGGAAGGAGAAAAUGUCGUAUCAGGACCCCUCGCUGCUCCAAAAACAACACAAACCAAUGUUCCACUAAUUAAUACAGAAUUGGUUCAUUUGAGGCAAGAAGAGCAACUUAAGGUACGUGUCGGUCGGGAUGGAGGUUUACAGUACUUCGAGUUGCAUGGCUUGGUGACUUUACAUAUCUCUGACGAGAAAUGGGGACGCAUCCGUGUGCAAGUCGAGAACAGCGACACAAGAGGAAUACAGUUACAAACUCAUCCAAAUGUGGAUAAGGAAUUGUUUAGAGCGCAUGGACAGAUAGGUCUAAAAGUACCUACAAAACCAUUUCCAUUGAACACUGAUGUCGGUGUGUUGAAAUGGCGUUUCCAAACGCAAGAUGAAACAGCAUUACCAAUUUCAAUAAAUUGCUGGCCUUCUGAAAACGGAGAAGGCGGCUGCGACGUAAAUAUCGAGUACGAAUUGGAACAGGCCGAUCUCGAGUUGAGUGAUGUUCAAAUAAACAUUCCCCUACCUAUCGGAUGUAAUCCUGUCAUCAGUGAAUGCGACGGGCAGUACACAAAUGAGGCAAGACGAAACACGUUAAUUUGGUCCUUGCCAGUGAUCGAUGCUUCAACGAAAUCAGGCUCUAUGGAAUUUUCAGCCCCCUCUUCUACACCUGCAGAUUUUUUCCCACUUCAUGUUUCAUUUACAUCUAAAACGCCGUAUGCCAAAAUUAAGGUAAAUGAAGUUUGGCUCGUAGAAGAUGAGAGCCCAGUUAAAUAUUCGGUACAAACUGUGUUUUUUACUGAUAAUUAUGAAGUUGUAUAAGACAUAACGCAUAGAUAAAAUAUUUGCGCAUAUAAGAAUAUAAAAAUAGGCACAGUUCAGUGGGGAGGCAUAAUGUUACGGUCAACAAUCAAGAUUGAUUAUUUGAAUUUUUAUUUUAUUGCCAUACCGUCAUUCCUUACAUUGAUAUAUGUCAUUUACUAUAUUUAUGUGCAUGUAUCAAUUUAACAUGCUCUUUAAUAACUGUCCCGUGCCGAAUACUUAUAUACAUUUGUAAAAAAAAGGAAGAUAUAUUUUAAUUGGACAAAAUUGAUUACGAUGCAUACACAAAUUUAUCCUUUUUGCUUUCUUACAUUUAUUUUAGUAUAGCUCCUGCAAAGGAUUGUAUUAUUACCAAAUAUAUAUAUAUCAAAUUUUGUUA
Molecule: messenger RNA, 2064 nt
Organism: Solenopsis invicta (red fire ant)
Lineage: Eukaryota; Metazoa; Arthropoda; Insecta; Hymenoptera; Formicidae
Gene: deltaCOP
Product: coatomer subunit delta
Exons: 8
Coding region: 147-1685 (512 amino acids)
Biological process (GO): Golgi localization; retrograde vesicle-mediated transport, Golgi to endoplasmic reticulum; endoplasmic reticulum to Golgi vesicle-mediated transport
Cellular component (GO): cytosol; COPI vesicle coat
Source: RefSeq, a predicted model, not a curated record